Messenger RNA from Chrysochloris asiatica (Cape golden mole), 996 nucleotides. RefSeq names its product melanoma-associated antigen B10-like. Gene Ontology annotation, cellular component: nucleus. Gene Ontology annotation, biological process: negative regulation of transcription by RNA polymerase II. Bases 1 to 996 code for a protein of 331 amino acids. The transcript has a single exon. Lineage: Eukaryota; Metazoa; Chordata; Mammalia; Afrosoricida; Chrysochloridae. The record is from RefSeq and is a predicted model, not a curated record.
AUGCCUCGUGGUCAUAAAAGUAAGCUCCGUGCCCGUGAGAAACGCCGCCAGGCCCGAGAUGACACCCAGGGUCUCCAGUUCACUGCAACAGAGGAAGAAGGGUCCCUUUCCUCGUCUUCUGUUUUGGGAGCGACUUCCCAGAGCUCACCUACUGAUGAAUCACAUAGCACUCACCAGGGUCCUCGAAGAGCCCCAUCCACUGCUGCAACUUCUGCAGAUGUUUCAUGCAGAAGAUCUGAUGAAGGUGCCACCGAUCAAGAUGAAGAGACACCAAGAGUCUCACAGCCUUCACACCCCACUGAUCGUCCACGCAGAACCCCUCUAGACCAGAAGGCAAUUUUGCUGGUUCAGUUCCUGCUACGAAAGUAUAACAUGAAAGAAACCAUAACAAAGGAAGACAUGCUGAAGUAUGUCAUCAGAAGGUACAAGGAUCACUUCGAUGAAAUCCUCAGGAGAGCCUCAGAGCUCAUGGUGCUGGCCUUUGGCAUUGAUGUGAAGGAAGUCGACACCACCAGGCACUGCUAUGCCCUUAUCAGCAAAUUGCAGUGCACCAGUGAUGGCGAGCUGAGUGCUGAGGAAUUCGUGCCCAAGACCGGCCUCCUGAUGACCGUCCUGUGUGUGAUCUUCAUGAAGGGCAACCAUGCCACUGAGGAAGAUAUCUGGGAAGUGCUUAAUGUGAUGGGGAUAUAUGCAGGACGGAAGCACUUCAUCUAUGGGGAGCCCAGGAAGCUCAUCACCAAAGAUUUGGUGCAGGAAAAGUACCUGGAGUAUCGCCAGGUCCCCAACAGUGAGCCUCCACGCUAUGAGUUCCUGUGGGGGCCCAGAGCCCAUGUUGAAACCAGCAAGAUGCAAGUCCUGGAGUUUUUGGCCAAGAUCUAUGAUACCGUGCCCACUGCCUUCCCAGCCUGGUAUGAAGAGGCUUUGAGAGAAGAAGAAGAGAGAGCCCGAUCCCGAUUUGCAGCUCUGGCUCGUACUAAUGGGAUAGCAAGUGCAUGA